Closterium sp. NIES-67 is the source of this 2440-nucleotide messenger RNA. The record is from the annotation of a GenBank genome assembly. NCBI's taxonomy places the organism in Eukaryota, Viridiplantae, Streptophyta, Zygnematophyceae, Desmidiales, Closteriaceae.
AUGUGUUUGUCUCCUCAUUCGUACCCUCGAUUUCUCCCGCGCUUGCUCAGAUAGUUUUCUCGAAUAGCCACGCGCAGAUUUGGCGGGGAAGUGAUAAGCACGACGGGAUUGGACGAUAUUCGUCAUCUAGGUCUAGACUACGUUCUUCCACGACGCUCCCAAUCCCAAGACUCCAAGACAACAAGCAAGUGGACUCCACAAAGACAGCCAGACCCCUAUUCGCCACGCGAGAAGGAAUAGAGAAGGGCCGUGAAUUCACUGGAUGUUUUUUCCCGAACGCGGCGCGAUCACAUCGUUUGUACCCCUGACAGAAUCCGUCAGCUCCCGGAAAACAACAACUCGGAUUAGAAUUCAAACCCCAAAUGUUUGUCACAUACCGCCUAUUUUGUUAGACUCAUUAUACUUACCGCAGUUUCUGAGGACUUGUCGCUAGAGCAUCGUGUUCUUGAAAAGCCUAAUAAAGAGAGCACGCUUAGUCCCGCACGCUUAGUCGUGUUUUUGUUCGCCGUGUGUGCUUGUGAACUUUAACUGACGCGUUCAACGCGUUCGCCAUGGCUCCUACCGUCGCAGGACCCAUGACUCUUUCUCAAGUCGGCGUGCGACCUCCAGUCGCAUCUGCCGCCAUAUCUUCACCCUCCUCUAAAUCCGCCGUUCCCGCCACAUCAGCCAGAACCACGUCAGCCAGAUCCACGUCAGCGAACGUGUGCGCAGUCAGCGUGUCGGCAAUCCCUAAACCGCUCGAAUGGCUCGAGGUGUCUGGCAGUCCGUUCGAGCGCGGCUGUGCGAUCGGCGUGCGAUUCGGCGACAAGAUCCGCGAUCGAGUCGCCAAGGCGCCGUUUCUGCACGACGACAUGGUUCCGUUCGCGCGGACGGGCGAAGGGGCGUGGCUUCUGGAAAUGUUUUCCGAGUCUAACAAGGCGCUAUACCCGGAGUACUGGGAGGAGCUGCGAGGCAUGGCGGCAGGCAGCUGCGUUCCGUUCGACGAGCUGCUGCUUCUGAAUCUUCGCAAGGAGUUUGGCCCCUUCCUGCCCUCUCUCAAUGGGCAUGCCACGUCAGACACACCUGCCACGUCAGCAGUUCUGCCAGAGCUGGCCUUGUCAGCUACUGGAGUUAAAGCAGCAGGAGGUGCUGCCACGUCAGACAGGGCGCUGCAGUAUGGAAUGGCGUCUGACGACUGUUCUGACGUGUUACUGCUCACUGAUGACGUGGCAGCUGUGGGCCACAACGAGGAUGCUGACUACUCGAUUGUGGAUAAUACCUUCCUCGUGCACAUGCAUUCUGACAGUGGUGUCACAUUCACGGCGUACACCUAUGCGGGCGAGCUGCCCUCUGUAGCUUUCGGCUUCAACGACGCUCGCAUGGGCUUCUCCAUGGACGCGCUGCCCCCGGCGCCGUCAGAGGUGGGGAAGGGAGGGAUAGGGCGCAACUUUGUGGCUCGCAGCCUCAUGGAGGCGCGCUGCAUAGAGGAUGCCGUGCAGCGUGUGACUGACCCAGCGGUGGCAGUGGGGCAUCACUACGUGCUGAUGGACUUUGCCCGCCGGCGAAUCGUGUCCGUUGAAACCGCAUCCAACGGCCGCCACAGCAUCCUGGAGCUGGGGCCAAGCCCCAAGCUGGGAAGCCAGGCGGAUUCACGUGGGGAGAAGGGGGGGGAGGGGGGAGAGGAGGAGCGGGAGGUGUUAGGAGUGAGUCAGAAGAUGAUGAAUGGCAUGAGUGUGAGAGAGGGAGAGGAGGUGGAGGACGAGAGGAAGGAAAGAAGAGUGAGUGGUUCUGAGAAGGGUCCUGCUGCUGCUGGUACUGCUGCUGCUGCUGCUGAAGGGACGGCGUCUCUCUUCCAUGCCAACGCCUACACCAGACUGCACCUCCCCCAGAGGAUGGGGCCCAGCGCUCACCGCAGAGAGGCCACUGCCAGAAGGCUGGGCGCACCCACAACCACCCAGGAUAUUCUUGAAAUUCUGUCCAACUCGGAUGACAAGGAGUACCCCAUCUUCAACGAGGGCAACCCCUUCGAGGCAGGCGGCCCUGUGAUCCACACCCUCCACAGCACCCUUUUCAACCUGGAUGCCGGAAAACUGUCCAUCUUUGGGGGACGGUCCACUGAUGGCAACGUGCUCCACGAGUUUGGCAUUUGAGGGACGAUAGAGAGGUGUAUGAGCAACAUGGGAGUCGCGGAUCUACUGAGCGUCAUCGUGCCUGUGACAUUGAGACAUACGUAAGUCACAUAUGAGCAGCAUGUUCCGUUGAGGCGCCCCCAAACAUCCAAGUUGCAUGGGGCCUCUGUUGUUUGCCUUUGAGGCACUACAAAAGCAAACCGGGCCCUCGUAGAGUUUUUUUCUCCUUUUGGCAAUUGGCCACACAUUAUGAGCCGCAUGCCUUUCCAUCCAUUCAGUGUAUUUAUCCAUGUAUAUAUGUGCACUGUAUACAUAUGUUUAUUGCGUAAGAU